Vitis vinifera (wine grape) is the source of this 1483-nucleotide messenger RNA. Its product is annotated as protein PELOTA 1. Lineage: Eukaryota; Viridiplantae; Streptophyta; Magnoliopsida; Vitales; Vitaceae. Gene Ontology annotation, cellular component: cytoplasm. Gene Ontology annotation, biological process: ribosome disassembly; nuclear-transcribed mRNA catabolic process, no-go decay; RNA surveillance. The record is from RefSeq and is a predicted model, not a curated record. The coding region runs from base 82 to 1218 and encodes 378 amino acids. The transcript is spliced from 16 exons.
GAGCCCAUCGCUUCACACGGUCCACAAGUCUCCCUCUAUAAAGAUUCUGAGAAGAAGAGAGAAAUCGAAGUUGCAAGAAGCAUGAAGAUCAUCAGGAGAGACUUAGUCGCCAACGGCCCCGGCAGCGUUAAGAUGGUGCCGGUCGAUUCUGAUGAUCUUUGGUAUGCUUAUAACCUAAUUGCUCCAGGAGACACAGUUUUGGCUGUUACUGUUAGGAAAGUCCUAAGAGAGGUGGCUUCGGGAGGAAGGGAUGCAGAACGUGUGAAGCUAAAGCUGGAAAUAAAAGUUGAGGUUGCGGACUAUGACAAAGUAGGGUCUGUUUUGCGUAUACGGGGAAAGAAUAUCCUAGAGAAUGAAUAUGUAAAGAUAGGGCAAUUCCAUACUUUAGAAAUUGAGCAGCAUCGCCCUUUUGUGUUAAGGAAGGUGGUUUGGGACUCAUUGGCUUUAGAUACACUCAAUCAGGCCUCUGAUCCUGCUGCAAGUGCUGAUUUAGCAGUGGUUUUGAUGCAAGAAGGAUUAGCACAUGUUAUCCUCAUUGGUAGAAGCCUUACAAUUACUCGCUCCCGGAUAGAAGCUUCAAUUCCUCGCAAACAUGGGCCUGCUAUUGCUGGUUAUGAGGCAGCUUUGAAUAAGUUUUUCGAGAAUGUUUUACAGGCUUUCCUGAAAUAUGUGGACUUCAAUGUUGUUCGCUGUGCUGUCAUUGCAAGUCCAGGUUUCACCAAGGAUCAAUUUCAUCGUCAUUUAUUGUUGGAGGCAGAACGAAGACAGCUGAGAUCUAUUAUUGAGAAUAAGUCACGCAUAAUUCUUGUGCAUACGUCCUCUGGAUACAAGCAUAGUUUAAAAGAGGUUUUGGAUGCACCAAAUGUGAUGAACAUGAUAAAGGAUACAAAAGCAGCACAAGAGGUCCAAGCUCUCAAAGAUUUUUUCAACAUGCUUUCAAAUGAUCCAGCUCGGGCAUGCUAUGGACCAAAGCAUGUUGAGGUUGCCCAUGAAAGAAUGGCUGUGCAGACGCUUCUUAUAACUGAUGAUCUCUUCAGGAGUGCUGAUAUUCCAACAAGGCAAAAAUAUGUGAAUUUUGUCAAUUCAGUCAAGGAUUCAGGGGGCACUGCUCAUAUAUUCUCAUCCAUGCAUGUGUCAGGAGAACAGCUGGCACAGCUGACUGGAAUUGCAGCAAUUCUCCGGUUCCCUCUGCCAGACCUGGAAGACAUCGAGAUGUGACUGGUCCGCCCAGUCCUCCCAAUCCUCGGCCCAUAAGAAAAUCAACUUGUUUGUGCAUCCUAAUUUAUCUGGAACCAUUUAUUGAACAAGUACCAUUAUAUCUAAAGCAGAAACAGAUGGCCGGAGCUUUUUUUGGUUGCGAAGUUUGUAUAAUAGUCGAGGCAAUUACUUGUUGUUUGUUUAAUCGUGGUGAUUGUGCAGUUAAUGAAAGUCUACAUUGUAAUAAUUUAUUCAUUAUUUUCCUAAAGUUGUUUCUCCUCUACAA